Molecule: messenger RNA, 1968 nt
Organism: Anopheles coluzzii
Lineage: Eukaryota; Metazoa; Arthropoda; Insecta; Diptera; Culicidae
Product: DAZ-associated protein 2-like
Exons: 4
Coding region: 363-953 (196 amino acids)
Source: RefSeq, a predicted model, not a curated record
UGAGGCCACCUCUCAGUUUCGAUUCGCUCGGCCCGCAAUCGAUAUCCAGUUUCACAAGAAGCAACGCGAGUCGAACCAAACUUUGUAUUUAUUUUUAAUACAAGAAAGAAAAACGCUGUGCCCACAUUUAGCUAAACUGUGUUUAACCGAGUUGCAUUAGUGAUAAACGCUAGUUAACAGUAGCUUUUAGUAGCGAAAUUGAAGGCCUGCGAGCAAGGCAGCAAAGAAGCAAAGAGACAAACGCAACGCCUGUGCAGUGUGUUUGUGUGCGUGCGUGCGUGUGUGUGUGAGAGAGAGAAAGAGGAAAAGAAAUUUUUCCUCAUCUACUAACCAAAACAAACGCACAAGCACAAAUUGCAGUCAUGAACAACAAAGGAGUUAAUGGAUAUCCAACGUAUGACGCCGUACAGCAGGCCGCACAGCAGGCUGCAUAUCAGCAAUACAUGCAUAACAACCAGAUGCACGCACAUGCACAACUUCCGCCUUCGUACAACUCGGUGGUGACCAGUAUGACGCCAACCUACCCGCCAUAUCCGCCAGGAGUCGUGCCCCAGCCGUACUACGCCAACAGCUGGAGCGUGAACCCGUCCCCCCAGGCCCAGUUUGCCCCGCAGCCACCGCCGUACGCGAGUGCACCGGCGGCCGUUGCCGCCAUCCCGGCGCAGUCGAUGCAUCCGCAGAUGUACCAGUACCAGAUUGCGGCCGCUCCACCGCCCCAGGCCCAGCCACCGCAGGUCUACCAGACGCCCGUCUAUCCCGUGCAGGGUGCCAUGUUCGAUGCCGGUGCGCGGUUCGGCAAGACCGGAGGCCAGCCAACGAUUCCACCGCCACCGCCCGGGAUCGCCCCGAACGCGGCCCAGAUGGCCUCGAUGCACGGUCAGCAGGUGAUGAUGGCCAAGAAGAAGAACAACUUCCUGCACGGUGGCAACGGGGGCGGCUACACGUUUUGGUGAAGUGUGACAGAGCGUGUGUGUGUGUGGUGCUGUGGUGCACAUGCAGCCUUUUUGGUGCAUUUCCGGCAGUAGGUGCCAUGGGAUAGGAGGGGUUGGUUGUGGAUGAGAGCGGAGGGGGUGGGGGGGGGGCAUGGGGGGUAGGGAGCAGGAACAAACAAACCCGUGAUGUUUCGGGAACCCGUUUAGAAGGGAGUUGAAAAGGCUGGACACGAUUUACGAGAAGACUGCAAUCCUAAGGAGAGUGACGCACGCGAAUAGAAAGCUCUGUUACCAGUGGGGGAAGGGAUGAAAUUGGAACAGUUUGCGAGGGGAGAAGUGGGGGGGGGGGGGGGCAGCAUGUAAUGUGACCAUUGCGAAAAGAACGCAUAGAAAAAAAAGAAACGUUGCCGCACUCGGGUGAACGUUUUGGAGCGUUCUUACACGAAAGACUUGUAAGAUGCUGAAGGACGAAUAUCAAACCAGUGGAGCCGUUUUGGGUUUCUUUUCAACCGUUUUUUUUUUUCUUAUAUCCGUAUUAUAUUUGUAUACGUUUGAUGUUGUGUGCAGACGGCAUUUUUUCCCUUUUCUUUUCAUUUACGAUCUACGAAAAUCUUACUAUAAAACAUCAACUUUAUAUAUUACCUUGAUUAUUGUGAACUUUUCCAACCUCCCCAGUGAAUACAUUCUUUUCAAGCAAGCACGAUGUUUUUUUUACAGUUUGAAUACUUUCACUCUCAAACAAGGAAAAGUUAGUACUCCUACCUAUUCUUUUUGAAUCCUAAACGGGUUUUGAAUAAACAAAAACUUGUGUGUUCAAAUGAAGAAAUGAAAUGUGUAAGCGAAAUGAAAAAACAAAUUAAAAGCAGAACUACAUUGAAAUCUGAGCAUGAGGCACGUGGUUUGCAGUGCGCGUGUUAAAUGUUGAUACUGGAACGAAGCAUAAUAACAAUACCUAUACACUGACCCACACACUUAACAGACUGCUCAAUAUAGCAAACUUUAUGAAGAAUUAAAACAAAACAAAAAAUACAAAAAA